GGCAUUAGGAGGGCGGCUCGGGCUGGGGUCGCGGCUGCAGGCGGCGGAGUGGGAGCUGGACGCGGGGGCAGCCAUGUUCGCGAGGCUGGGGCGCUGCUUCGAGGAGGACCCGUUCUUCCGGGAGCCUUUUGCUGCACAUCAUGAAUACAUGCGUCAAAUGAUGAGAAGCUUUUCUGAUCCUUUUGGACGAGAUCCAUUUCUCAGUAUUACAGAUGGUGGAGAAAGAGGUCUAGAUCAAAGAGGACGCUAUGAUUCUCAGGUUGCUCUGAGGGGAAAUCAGAGAGCCAUGAGUUGUUCCCUCCUGCCCUUUGGCAGCUUUGGUAAUAUGGAUUCAAAUUUAAGGGACCCUUUCUUUGCAAUGGACAGAAUUAUGUCAAAUAUGAGAAACAGCAUGCUCGACCUGCAAAAAAAUGUUGAUGAACUGUCAAUCAAUCCAGAUGCCCACACAUUCAGAUCUUCCUCGGUAAUGACCUAUUCCAAGAUAGGCGAUGAACCACCAAAAGUUUUCCAGGCUUCAGCUCAGACCCGCACAGCUCCAGGAGGUAUUAAAGAAACUAGAAAAGCCCUUAGAGAUUCUGAAAGUGGACUAGAAAAAAUGGCUAUUGGUCAUCAUCUUCAUGACCGUGCUCACCUUGUCAAAAAAUCCAAGAACAAUAGAACUGGUGAUGAAGAACUGAAUCAGGAAUUCAUCAACCUGGAUGAAUCUGAGGCCCAGAACUUUGAUGAGGAAUGGCAGAAGAAGAUUACUAAGUUCAGGCCAUCUGGACCUAGAGGCAAUUUAGAUGCACCAAAGCAUAGAAGUAUCCAUUACAUAAACCAGGAGGGUGAAGCAAGAAGGGAGAAACCCAAUCAAAAAACACCAAUUGCAGACUCCAGAAGACCUAAAGCUGCUUUAGAGAGCCUCAAUGUGAAGGGAUCUCACGUUCCCAUCAGAACCAGCAAAAAAUAAAUGGCUUGCAUACUCAA
Molecule: messenger RNA, 966 nt
Organism: Gavialis gangeticus (Gharial)
Lineage: Eukaryota; Metazoa; Chordata; Crocodylia; Gavialidae
Gene: MLF1
Product: myeloid leukemia factor 1
Exons: 8
Coding region: 74-949 (291 amino acids)
Biological process (GO): regulation of DNA-templated transcription
Cellular component (GO): cytoplasm; nucleus
Source: RefSeq, a predicted model, not a curated record